GUAGGGAAGAUAUUCUUGAGAACAAACAAAAUGUGUCCACCCGGCUGUACAUCUUGUGAUCACGGCCGUCUGGUCUCCCCAGCGUGUCUCUGGUGGUGCAAGUCACCGAUGCUGGAGCCAAGAUGAAAAAGAGCAGAAUGACGUGUGGGGAAGAAUCCAGACCCAGGAUUUUGAUGCCAACUACUUUUCUCUCUUAAGGGGAUGGAGGGGGAAAAACAGGUGAGUGUGGCAGCUUUUGAUCUGCACAGCCCUGCUCUCGUGAGUCCAGACUUUGACAGUCGCCUUGAAGCUCUCUGCCUGGCAGUUGCCUCUUUCUCGCUCCCCCUUCCGUGUGUUUGCAGGAGGAGGAGAAAGGAGAACUGGGGGGGAAAAGAGAGGAGAGAAAGCCAAACCAUGGGGAGGAGGAGGUAGGAGGGUGCCUGCUCUUCGUUCUGUCUUCUUUUUGCCUUCUGCCCUCCCGCCUGUACCAAAACCUCAGCAGCCACCUUGGAAGCAAGAGCUUAAGAUGGGAGGCAGCCCCUGAAACGCAGGACCUGAAGGUGCCAGCUCUCCUAGGCAAACCUGCCUCCCUCUCCCUCUGGAAAGUCUGGAGGCGGCGGGAGGGGUGUUGGCAUGUUCUCUUCUUCUGUGCCGUGGAAGAGCCAGCUCCCAAAAAAAGCCCUGGGUGCCGGGUCUGGGAAGAAGAUGUCCUCAGCCGAAGACAGGACCCACCGGCUCCUUCUCUCUUCCUCCUCCUGCUGCUGCUGCUGUUGCAACCUUACAGCAAAAGAAGGUGACCUGAGACGAGACGUCCUCUCCGCACAGCGGCCACGUUGAAGCAUGUUGACCAGGAUCAGCUCGAGCCCCUUUCCAGAGCGUCAGCUUCUAAUUGCGGAGAAUGAUGAACAAGAAUACCCUAGAUGGAAAUCAAGCCCGGCGCCAUUCAUGACGGAAGGCGCUUCUCCGCCCACUGAACCCGACCGGCCUCCCACCACCAAGGCCGGCAACUUGACGGACUGUGGGGAAGACCUUCUGCUCUAUGGGGACACUGAGAAAAUAGUCAUCGGGACCGUCCUCUCCGUCAUCACCCUCUUGACCAUCGCCGGCAACAGUCUGGUCAUCAUCUCCGUGUGCAUCGUCAAAAAGCUCCGGCAGCCGUCCAACUAUCUCGUGGUCUCCUUGGCAGCGGCCGACCUCUCCGUGGCCGUGGCCGUCAUGCCCUUCGUCAUCAUCACAGACUUGGUAGGAGGGGAAUGGCUCUUCGAGGAGCCCUUCUGCAAUGUCUUCAUUGCCAUGGACGUCAUGUGUUGCACGGCCUCCAUUAUGACCCUCUGUGUCAUUAGCGUGGACAGGUACCUGGGAAUAACACGACCUUUAACCUACCCCGUGAGACAAGACGGGAAGCUGAUGGCCAAGAUGGUGUUCAUUGUCUGGCUCCUCUCAGCCUCCAUCACUCUCCCUCCUUUAUUCGGCUGGGCUAAGAACGUCACGGAGGACAGGGUGUGCCUCAUCAGCCAGGACUUUGGUUACACCGUCUAUUCCACGGGCGUCGCCUUCUACAUCCCCAUGACGGUCAUGCUGGUGAUGUACAGCCGGAUCUAUAAGGCAGCCAAAGCGAGCGCCGAGAAACAUCGGUUCAUGGACUUCCCCAGAUCCUACGAGCCAGGCGGCGCCUACUGCAUCGAAGGGGGCGGCCUUCGACACCAGCGUAGCACCCGGCGGAUCAAGGCGGCCGAAGAGUGCGCCACCUUUUCCAGGCUCCUCCACCAAGAUCGCAAGAACAUCUCCAUCUUCAAGAGGGAGCAAAAAGCAGCCAGGACCCUUGGCGUCAUUGUGGGCGCCUUCACUUUCUGCUGGCUUCCGUUCUUCUUGAUGUCCACGGCCAGGCCUUUCCUCUGUGGCAGCCAAUGCAGCUGCGUUCCCCUGAGGCUGGAGAGGACCCUUCUGUGGCUGGGCUACACCAAUUCCCUCAUCAACCCAUUGAUCUACGCCUUCUUCAACCGGGACCUGAGGACUACCUUCUGGAGCCUGCUGCGCUGCAGCUAUCGCAACAUCAACCGGAGGCUCUCGGCCGCCAGCAUGCAUGAGGCCCUGAAAGCCACGGAGAAGCACGAGGGCAUACUUUAAAGUGUGCUGAGUAUAUAACACCCCAUUGCACUUAAAGUGCUCUCCAAGUGGUCCACAACUGAAUUAUGUAGGCGUACACAUUGCCCCCAUGCUUAGCGAGCUGGGUACUCGAUUUACCAGCCUCAGAAAGAUGGAAAGCUUAGUCCGCUUUGAGCCAGCUACUGGAUUCCAUCAGGAUCCAACUCAGGCUGUGAGCAGAGUCUUCCCUGCACUACUGCGGUUCAACCACUGCACCACAAGGGCCCUUUGGCUGUUGCCGUUCUUGGCAUGGAAACGGCUACAUACUCAUCAAGGAAGCGAGACUCUGCUG
Molecule: messenger RNA, 2416 nt
Organism: Pogona vitticeps (central bearded dragon)
Lineage: Eukaryota; Metazoa; Chordata; Lepidosauria; Squamata; Agamidae
Product: 5-hydroxytryptamine receptor 7
Biological process (GO): smooth muscle contraction; positive regulation of MAPK cascade; chemical synaptic transmission
Cellular component (GO): plasma membrane
Molecular function (GO): G protein-coupled serotonin receptor activity
Source: RefSeq, a predicted model, not a curated record